AUGGGAUACAUCACAGACAACCCGGGACGUGGGGACCAGCCUUCCUUUAGUCAGAGCCUCCAGGCGUCGGGCCCUGAUCUAGACCUUCGACGUCGCGCCGCCAAGGUGAGAGGCUGCUUCACCCCCCUCACCGGCCCUCAGAGCUACAGAACCUUGGAGGAGUUGCUCUCUGCUGCAACCCAGCGCUCCAGGAAGCUGCCCAUUGGCUUCAUGUCAACACACAAAAUCAGCACAGAGGCCAGGGUGGUGCCCAGGGACCAGCCCCUCCUGCUCGAGGAUGUGGAAGCCUACCAUGGGACCUACCAUGCCCGCUGUGUGCUAGACACUGAAACCCAGCAGUUCAUUCUACACCUGCCCCUCGCCCAGAAGGGGCCCUUCUGGGAGUGGGAGCCUGGUGCCCCUCAGCCCCUGCUCCAGGCCCUGCAAGACCCAGCCCUGAGUGACCGCCUCUUCACCUGCUCCACCCUCCCCUGGCAGUCCCUGAUCCUGAGGCCCCAGUAUGAGCUCCAAGCCAUCAUGCACAUGCGCAGGACCGUUGUCAAGAUCCCCUCCACCCUGGAGGUCGACGUGGAAGAUGUCACCGCCUCCUCUCAACACAUCCACUUCAUCCAACCACUGCUCCUGAGUGAGGUCCUGGCCCGAGGAGGCCCCUUCCCUAUGCCCACGGAGAUCCUGGAAACUCCGGGGGGGCCCCCCAUCUUCCUCGACCCUUGGGUAGGCUCCUUACAGAAAGGCCAGCGGCUCUGCAUCCAUGGCCUGGCCUCACCACCCUGGCGGAUCCUGGUCUCAACCAAGGGCCGGAAGGUGCCCAGACACUUCAUGGUCUCUGGGGCUUAUCAGGGCAAGCUGCGGCGGCGGCCGAGAGAGUUCCUCACGGCCUGUGACCUCCUGGGUGCUCUCCAGCCAGGCCAACCGCUCCGGGUCGUGGCCACAAAGGACUGUGAGGGCGAAUGGGUAGAGAGCCCCGGGUUCACCUCCCUGGCUGUGGGCGACAGGCUGGAGGUGUUGAGGUCUGGCCAGGCCCAGGGGGCUGGAGGCCAGGACAUAGAUGUCUUGGUGUGUCAGCGGCUGAGUGACCAGGCUGAGGAGGAGGCGGAGGAAGAGUAUGAAGAGGUAGAAGAUGAAGACCAGAUUCUGCUGCCCCUCUACGUCUCCAGUAGUUUUGUGGAGGAGAUGAGUGAUAAUCGGCGCUACAGCAUGGAAGAUCUGAUGGCCCAGUUUUCACUGCCCUGCGAAGUCAAGGUGGUGGCCAAGGAGAGCAGCCAUCCUGCUGACCCUCUGCCCUCCUUCCCAGGCCUGCGGCUGGAGGAGAAAAUCAUGGAACCCUUCUUGGUGGUCAGCCUCGACUCCAACCCUGAGAUGUGCUUCGAGAUCCCUCCCCGGUGGCUGGACCUGACUGUUGUGGAGACCGAGGGGCAACCUGGCCAGCCAGCUGGGAUCCCCCCGGUAGCCACAGUAGAGGAGGUGACAGAUGCCUUCUACUACACCCUCCGGCAGUUACCAGCCUUCAAGAACCAACCCCCUCCUCCUAGGCCCCCCAAAAGUUGGGGCCUCGGUGGGCAGAAGAAACAAAGCGGCAAGAACAAAAGUGCCCAGUCUUCUGAAGUCUCAGAACUGCCGCAAGCCUUUCUGCUCCCCAAACCCAAGAUGAAGACCCUGCCACAGAGUGCCAAGGACAGUUCACAUACAUACAGCAAGGUUUCUGCCCACAUGAAGGGCCUCAGGCACAUUAAGUCCAUCACAAAAGAUCCAGAUAACGAUGAACAUGAUUAUGAAGAAAUACUUGAGACAUUUCGGAACACCCUUUAGAUGCUGGAGGAACCCUGCUUCCUAACUGCUGUUUCUCAGGGAACCUCUGAUACCAGCCAACCGUUACAAGCCUUUGCAAGACCUCAGACAAGAUCUCAUGAAAUCAGACUGUGGACAGGAAAUGGCUUCGUGGGGACCAACGUGAAAAGGGAUGGCCAUUGUACCAGUGCUUUCCUCAGGUUCUAGGUUCCUGCCACUGAGGGCUGGCUUGUUUGGGCCCAGCACCUUAUGCUUGACUCCCUCAGCCUCAGAGCUUUGGUAUACAGAGGAGCCAACUGGGUUCUGUUCAGUCCUGAGUCCCCAACAUCCGUGUCUCACUGGUUGGUGCAGAAAGGAAUCCAAGACCACCAACCUUGAUGGUGGCAGCACAGUGUUUCCUGCCUCUUGGUAAAGGGAACUCGAUCCGGAACACACUGCCCUGAGAGCCUUUUCUUCUGUUUGCCACCCCCUCGCCCUCCUCCUCCCCCACCAAACUCUAAGACCUCGAGAGAGCAGGACUGGGUCAUCUGUGUAGGACGCAGCAUGAUAGUUGCACGUGACGAUCCAGGAUUUUUUCACUCUAAAACCAUAGAAUAAAAAUGACAUCCGGGCAUCGGGAAAAAUGGAAAGAUACCAUGUGUCUGUGUGCCAGACCCUUUAUAAACAUUAUCUAAAUCUUCAACUCUGAAUAGACAACAGCCUGAUUUUAAAGGUCAGAAAACUAGCUUGAGUGAUCAGGUGCUUCAGGAGGGCUGACUAGUCGUGGGCCUGGGUUAGCAUCCCAGCUCACCACCUAUCAGCUGUGACUGUGAGCAAGUUCUUUUAAACUAAGCUUCAUUUCCUUCAUAUGUAAAAUAAAACUAACGGUUAUCUACCUCACAGAA
Messenger RNA from Leptonychotes weddellii (Weddell seal), 2672 nucleotides. Lineage: Eukaryota; Metazoa; Chordata; Mammalia; Carnivora; Phocidae. The record is from RefSeq and is a predicted model, not a curated record.